Molecule: messenger RNA, 3446 nt
Organism: Drosophila serrata
Lineage: Eukaryota; Metazoa; Arthropoda; Insecta; Diptera; Drosophilidae
Gene: Prp39
Product: pre-mRNA processing factor 39
Biological process (GO): mRNA 5'-splice site recognition; RNA processing
Cellular component (GO): U2-type prespliceosome; commitment complex; U1 snRNP
Molecular function (GO): protein binding; pre-mRNA 5'-splice site binding
Source: RefSeq, a predicted model, not a curated record
UUUAUCAAGAAAACUGCGGUAACACUGAUAAAUAUGGCGUCAGAGUCUGAAGUUCCAGGUCGCCGCACACGUUCUGGCCGGACGGCCGCACCGCCGGCAGCAUCGCUACCGACUAGAAGCACCAGGCGCACAUCAAAGAAGAACGCCCAGCUAAGUGAUCCCGAAGAGGAGCCAGAGGAGCAACCGGUAAUGGUUCAGGAAGAGGAGGAAGAGCAGGGUACAAUACCAGCGGCAGCCGCCGAGGAGGCCCCUGCCAUGGAACCGCAUUUUGAUGAGAUAAUCCAGAUGGACGAUGACGUCGAGAUGCCCGCCGAAACUGGCGGAGUAGACGAAAAGAGUUCCUCCUUUCCGUUCGGAACGGUGGCAGAGCAACAUUCUGAGACCAGCGAUGACAUCAAAGAGAGUCGGAAGGAAGCCGGCGUAGACACGCUGCUGGCCUCCUUGGCUGGCGACAAUGCCAAUAGCCUGCCGUCCGUGGGUGGCAAUGACGAAAGUGAAACCGCCAAGAAGGCUGACUUUGAGUACAACGUGGAGGCACUGCAGCCACAAGCCGAGAAACUGAAUUCGUCGGAGGACUCUAGCUCGCACCAUGCCAUAGCCGAGAGUUUAGGCGAUGAGGCUGAUACCAGUGAUGCCACCAUAGUCCAUACCGAAAUAAUCUCAGAGGAUGAACUACCUCCACCUAGCAAGCCUGAGAUUAACGAUGCCGAGGAAGUCUCCGACGAGGAGCUUCCGGCACCGCAACGUGCCGAGCUGCCAGCAGACGCCGAAGUGAUCUCUGAAGAUGAGUUGCCCACCCACAACAAUAAUAAUGCCAGUGAGGCCAAAGCUCCUGUAAAACGCAAGGCGGAGAAAGGAACUGAAGAUAAGGAUGUUAGCAUUUGUGAGACGAGCGCAAAGGAGAAGUCCGUGGAGCAAUAUAAUCCGGGAAGUCCCACUUCUGAGAGCAUUGAUGGCCAGCCCUCAGAGAAGAGGACCAAGGUGGAUGAUGCCGAGUCCAAAGAGAGGAAGAAGGAAACUGAGCGCGAUAAGGAGAAAGACAAGGAGAAGGAUAAAGACAAAGAAAAGGAUCGUAAAAAGUUGCCCGAGCUAGAUAGAUACUGGCGGGCGGUGAAAGAGGACUCUUCUGAUUUUACCGGCUGGACUUAUCUACUCCAAUAUGUGGACAGUGAGUCCGACGCGGAGGCAGCCCGAGAGGCCUACGACACAUUCCUGUCCCAUUAUCCCUACUGCUAUGGAUACUGGCGCAAGUAUGCCGACUACGAAAAGCGCAAGGGCAUCAAGGCCAACUGCUACAAGGUGUUUGAGCGCGGCCUAGAAGCGAUCCCCCUCUCGGUAGAUCUGUGGAUCCAUUACCUCACGCAUGUCAAAUCCAAUCACGACGACGAUGAACAGUUCAUUCGCCUCCAGUAUGAGCGGGCGGUGAAGGCGUGUGGCCUGGAGUUCCGAUCGGACAAGCUUUGGGACUCCUACAUCCGCUGGGAAAACGACUCCAAGCGCUAUCAUCGCGUGGUGCAGAUCUACGAUAGGCUGCUGGCCAUACCCACCCAGGGCUACAAUGGCCACUUUGACAAUUUUCAGGAUGUGAUAAAUCAGCAUGCCAUAACCAGCACAAUUGGCCAUGAGGAGCUCAUUCGCCUGCGUAAAGAUUUUUACGAACGUCAGCAGAGCAAAGCCGCCAAAUCCUCGUCCAAGAGCCGUCGCGACAGCAGUAGCAGCUCCAAAGACAAAGACUCAAAGAGCGACCGAGAGCGAGAACGGGAGAAAGAUAAGGAUAAGGAGAAGGACAAGGACAAGGACAAGGACAAGGACAAGGAAAAAGAGAAACGAGUAUCAAGUGGCGGGGGUGCUGGUAAGUCGCCAAAAGAUUCUAUUGAAACUCAUGUCGAUGAAUCAGAAAGUACUACCGAUCUGACCGAAAGCGAGCCAUCGCCUGCAGUCUUGAAGACGGCGCCCCAGAUCGAUUUCAGUGAUUUUGGCAAUCUAAGUGACGAGGAGGUGGCCAGCAUAAGGGAUAGGGCUAUCUCGGCGCGCCGCAAGAUCCACAAGGUGACAGUAAGCGCUGUGACUGCCCGCUGGUCUUUCGAGGAGGGCAUUAAGCGGCCAUAUUUCCAUGUGAAGCCGCUCGAGCGGGCUCAGCUCAAGAACUGGAAGGAUUACUUGGACUUCGAGAUCGAGAAGGGUGAUCGUGAGCGUGUCCUCGUUCUGUUUGAAAGAUGCCUUAUUGCCUGCGCCCUGUACGACGAGUUCUGGCUAAAGAUGCUGCGUUAUCUGGAGUCGCUAGAGAACCAGACCGAAGUUAUUGAUCUCAUUCGAGAUGUAUACAGUCGCGCCUGCCGCAUACAUCAUCCGGACAAGCCUAGCCUGCACCUGAAGUGGUCUGCCUUCGAGGAGUGCCAGCUAAAUUUUGAUGGUGCCGCUGAGAUCCUGCAACGCGUCGAGCAGCGGUGCCCCAAUCUCCUGCAGCUUUCUUAUCGUCGUAUUAAUGUCGAGCGACGAAGGGGAGCGCUGGACAAGUGUCGCGAGUUAUACAAGCACUACAUAGAAAGUACAAAGAACAAGGGCAUUGCCGGAACUCUGGCAAUCAAGUAUGCACGUUUCCUCAACAAGAUCUGCCACGAUCUCGAUGGAGGCUUGGCCGUUUUGCAGCAAGCACUGGAACGUGAUCCAGCCAACACGCGAGUGGCCCUGCAAAUGAUUGAUCUCUGCUUGCAGCGUCCAAAUGUGGAUGAGCAGGAGGUAGUUCAAAUAAUGGACAAGUUUAUGGCUCGCGCCGAUAUCGAAGCAGAUCAGAAGGUGCUUUUUGCACAACGGAAAGUUGAAUUCCUUGAAGACUUUGGCAGCACGGCUAAGGGCUUGCAGGACGCUCAACGGGGUCUUCAGCAGGCGCUAAGCAAAGCCAGCGAGGCCUCAAAGAAAGGUGACAGCAGUCCCAAUCGCAAAAGCUCAUCGGCCAGCAAAGAUGGUACCACUCCUGGAUCCGGAUCGUCCACCUUCGCGGCAGCCUAUAACAAUGGUGGCACAGCUGCCACGGCUGCCGCAGGCUACAACUAUGGCGCGGCCAGUGCAUCCGCUUACUACGGCCAGCAGAAUAGUGGAGGCGGCGUGUACCCUCAGCCGCCACAGCAGCAGGCUUCUUACGACUCGUACUACAGCCAGUGGGGCUACGGCCAAGGAGCAGCAUCCGGUCCUAGUAGCAGCAGUAGCGGGGGCUACAACUACGGCCAGUGGAGCGGCUAUGGAAACUACUAUUGAGACGCGACCACCCACCCAGACUCCUUGUACCUCUAAGACCCUCCCCCAGCUUGUUUGGUUUUGCCCUGCUGCUGUUCUGUUAACUAAUAGUCGUCUAUUUGUAAUUUUAUAUUGAUUCCACAUUAUUCAUACACAUACAUGCGGAUUAUGUAGCCGAUUCUCAACAGGAUAAUAAAGAAAUAUCAGCUUAA